CUGGAAAAUUACUCCGAUGCGCCGAUGACCCCGAAACAGAUUCUGCAGGUCAUAGAGGCUGAAGGACUAAAGGAAAUGAGCGGCACUUCUCCCCUCGCCUGCCUCAACGCCAUGCUCCACUCCAAUUCCAGGGGAGGCGACGGACUCUUUUACAAGCUGCCUGGACGCAUCAGCCUUUUCACGCUCAAGAAGGAUGCCUUGCAGUGGUCUCGGAAUCUGUCUGUGCCGGAAGGGGAGGAGCUGGAGGAUACGGCGGACGCAGAAAGUUGCGAGUCCAAUGAAGCGAGCACUGUGAGUGGUGAUAACGAUGUGUCUCUUGACGAAACCUCCUCUAACGCCUCGUGUUCCACCGAGUCGCAGAGCAAGGGACCCGCUGCUACCCGGGAGAGCCACCGAACUGCCUCCCAGACAACCAAACAGAAGAAAAAGGCCGGAGUCAUGCUGCCGCGCGUCGUCUUGACCCCCCUGAAAGUCAACGGGGCACACGUGGAGUCUGCGGCCGGCUUCGCAGGAAGGCACGCGGACGGGGAGAGCAGCAGCACAUCCAGCAGCAGCAGCAGCGGCUCUUUGGCCCUGUGCAAAGCCACCUUGCGUAGCAGAACGGAAAUAAACAGGGAUCCUCCGCAGCUUCUGAGAGGUAUCCGAAAGCCCACGCCUGGGCAGAUGAAACGAAACAGGGGUGAGGAUAUUGACUUUGAAACUCCUGGCUCCAUUCUCGUCAACACCAACCUGCGAGCUCUGAUAAACUCCAGGACCUUUAACGCGCUCCCCUCGCACUUCCAGCAGCAGCUGCUUUACCUCCUUCCAGAGGUUGACAGACAGGUCGGGGCCGACGGGCUGAUGCGGCUCAGUGGCAGCGCGCUGAAUAACGAGUUCUUCACCCACGCCGCGCAGAGCUGGAGAGAGCGCCUCGCUGAUGGUGAAUUCACCCAUGAGAUGCAAGUUCGGAUUCGGCAGGAGAUGGAAAAGGAAAAGCGAGUGGAGCAGUGGAAAGAGAAGUUCUUUGAGGACUACUACGGCCAAAAGUUGGGCUUGACCCAAGAAGAAUCUCAGGAGCAGAAUUCGGUGCAAGAAGACGCUGAGAACAGGACGGGCCUGCCUGUCAAAGGAGAAGCGAGGGUGCCGCGCAGCCCUUCCACACGGCAGAGAGACGGGCGCUUCAAGAAACGCUCCCGGGCCGACCUGCGGUGCCGGGCCCGGAGGAGCCUGUACAAGCUGCGAGACCCUGAGCACGCGGAGGCUCCCAAAGAGACCGCUGCUCUGGGGCCAGAUUCCUCGCUCCGUAAAGAGGCGAAGCCUGAGGCAGACCUGCAGAAAGACGAUCUGCCGAGCCCUUCGGCCGCGGUACUGAAGCCAGAGAGCUCCGAACGGCACCUCUCCCCGGAGACUUCCAAGUUACACAGUGAAUCGGAAGAUCUGCCGUCGGCAGCUGCAGACAGAAUUCCCAGUUUGCCCCAGGAGAACGCUGCUCGGGAGCCCAAGGACCAGAAGAGGAAAUGCUUUGAGGAGGCCGCCUCCGCGUCCUUCCCCGAAAAGAAGCCCCGGCUUGAAGAUCGUCAGUCCUUUCGUAACACAAUUGAAAGUGUUCACCCAGAAAAGCCACAGCCUACUAAAGAGGAGCCCAAAGUCCCACCCAUCCGGAUUCAACUUUCACGUAUUAAACCACCCUGGGUGGUUAAAGGUCAGCCCGCUUACCAGAUAUGCCCCAGGAUCGUCCCCAGCACGGAGCCC
Molecule: messenger RNA, 1731 nt
Organism: Eurypyga helias (sunbittern)
Lineage: Eukaryota; Metazoa; Chordata; Aves; Eurypygiformes; Eurypygidae
Product: putative Polycomb group protein ASXL1
Exons: 11
Biological process (GO): animal organ morphogenesis; positive regulation of transcription by RNA polymerase II
Cellular component (GO): PR-DUB complex
Molecular function (GO): peroxisome proliferator activated receptor binding; chromatin binding
Source: RefSeq, a predicted model, not a curated record